This is a messenger RNA of Chionomys nivalis (European snow vole), 1755 nucleotides long. It is a transcript of the gene C8a, whose product is annotated as complement C8 alpha chain. Gene Ontology annotation, cellular component: membrane attack complex. The transcript is spliced from 11 exons. Gene Ontology annotation, molecular function: protein binding. Bases 1 to 1755 code for a protein of 584 amino acids. Gene Ontology annotation, biological process: immune response. Lineage: Eukaryota; Metazoa; Chordata; Mammalia; Rodentia; Cricetidae. The record is from RefSeq and is a predicted model, not a curated record.
AUGCUUGUCGUUGUUUUCUUUGGCUUGUCUUUGAUGCCAUGGCAUCCCUGGGUAACUGCACAAGAGAAAGUGAACAAGCGAGUUAGCCGAGCUGUGACCCCUGAGCCAGUUGCCUGUCAGUUGAGCAGCUGGUCAGAAUGGACAGAUUGUUUUCCAUGUCAGGACACGAAGUACCGACACAGGAGCCUCUUGCAGCCGAGCAAGUUUGGGGGAGCCAUCUGCAGUGGUGACAUCUGGGAUAAGGCCAGCUGUAACAGCCCCACACCUUGUCUGAGGCAAGUACAGUGUGGACAGGAUUUCCAGUGUAGAGAGACAGGUCGCUGCCUGAAACGCCACCUGGUGUGUAACGGAGACAAUGACUGCCUCGAUGGCUCUGAUGAGGACAACUGUGAGGAUGCCAUGAUCACUGAGGACGACUGCCAUCAGUAUGAACCAAUCCCAGGAUCAGAAAGGGCAGCCUUGGGGUACAAUAUCCUGACUCAGGAAGAAGCCCUGAGUGUGUACGAUGCCAGGUAUUAUGGAGGCCAGUGUGAGACUGUGUAUAAUGGCGAGUGGAGAAAGCUCCAGUAUGACCCCGUCUGUGAGCGCCUCUACUAUGGGGAUGAUGAGAAAUACUUUCGGAAACCCUACAACUUCCUUAAGUACCACUUUGAAGGCCUGGCAGAUACUUUAAUCUCCUCCGAGUUUUAUGAUGAUUCCAAUGAGCUCUUUGCCAAAAUAAAAAAUAGUGAGACACUGUCAGGUGGCAUAACUUUCGGCAUAGGCCCACCAAAAGUUCCCGUGAUGCUGGCGCUGAAUGUAUCCGGGUCCCAUACAUCUUCACUCCUUAACCAGUUAAGCAAGUAUAAUGAAAAGAGAUUCAGCUUUAUGAGAGUGUCUACGAAGGUACAGACGGCACAUUUUAAGAUGAGGAGACACAAUAUUGUGCCGGAUGAAGGGAUGCUGCAGUCGCUUCUGGAGCUCCCAGAGCAGUUCAACUACGGAAUGUACGCCAAGUUCAUCAAUGACUACGGCACCCACUACAUCACCUCUGGAACCAUGGGUGGCGUUUAUGAAUACAUCCUGGUGCUUGACAAGGAGAAAAUGGCAGCUGCUCGUGUGACCGCGAAAGACAUUGGAUAUUGCUUCGGAGGUUCCUUGGGCCUGGAGUUUGGGGAACAUUUCACCGUUGAUGGAGGGUUAUCAAGACAAACCUGUGAGAAAUCUGGAGCUGCUAAUACUGAUAAAAAGAAUAAGAACUCGGCAGUGGAGGACAUCAUUUCUCGGGUGCGAGGUGGCAGUUCUGACUGGGGCAGUGUCUUGACCGAAGAUAGGAGUAUCAUUACGUACCGGUCCUGGGGGAGAUCAUUAAAGUAUAACCCUGUUGUUAUCGAUUUUGAGAUGCAGCCCAUCCACGAGCUCUUGCGGCACACAAACCUGGGGCCUCUGGAGACCAAACGGCAGAACCUGCGCCGGGCCUUGGACCAGUAUCUGAUGGAAUUCAAUGCCUGCCGCUGUGGGCCCUGCUUCAACAAUGGGGAGGCCAUACUCCAGGGCACGAGCUGCGAGUGUCAAUGCAGCCGGGGUCGGCAAGGCCUCGCCUGUGAGAAGAUGGGGCUGGAGGGAGUCAAAGCCGAUGGCCGCUGGAGCUGCUGGAGCUCCUGGUCAGAAUGCAGAGCCGGUACCCAGGAAAGGAGGAGACAGUGCAACAACCCUGCCCCUCAGAAUGGAGGUGCCCCAUGUCCAGGGAAGAGCACACAGACUCGGGCCUGCUGA